Fibroporia radiculosa is the source of this 462-nucleotide messenger RNA. RefSeq lists its product as uncharacterized. Gene Ontology annotation, molecular function: protein heterodimerization activity; DNA binding; structural constituent of chromatin. NCBI's taxonomy places the organism in Eukaryota, Fungi, Basidiomycota, Agaricomycetes, Polyporales, Fibroporiaceae. The transcript is spliced from 6 exons. Gene Ontology annotation, cellular component: nucleosome. The coding region runs from base 1 to 462 and encodes 153 amino acids. The record is from RefSeq and is a predicted model, not a curated record.
AUGGCUCGUACCAAGCAAACUGCCCGCAAGUCGACUGGUGGUAAGGCUCCCCGUAAGCAGCUCGCUACGAAGGCAGCGAGGAAGACUGCGACCGCUGUGCGUCGUUUCCUUAUCGUCGUCAAGCUCUCAGCUCACAGGGUUGCCGCCACCGGAGGUGUCAAGAAGCCCCACAGGUUCCGACCCGGAACGGUCGCCCUCCGUGAGAUCCGGCGGUACCAAAAGUCCACCGAGCUCCUAAUCAGGAAGCUCCCCUUCCAACGCUUGGUCCGUGAGAUUGCUCAGGACUUCAAGACCGACUUGCGCUUCCAGUCUUCGGCCGUUAUGGCCUUGCAGGAGGCUGCUGAGGCUUAUCUCGUCUCCCUCUUUGAGGACACCAACUUGGCAGCUAUCCACGCAAAGCGUGUUACCAUCCAGCCAAAGGAUCUGGCUCUUGCUCGCCGUCUCCGUGGGGAGAGAUCUUAA